GUACUUCAGUAGAGCAUCAACUUCGAACUGAAAUACACAUGUAGAGCACAAAGAUGGGCUCGAAUGUGAAGAGUAUCUUAGUGGCAGCGUUUGUGCUACUGACAAUCACACUAUACGGAGGUCUAUCCUUUGCUGUGUGGAAUCUCAAGUCUGAAAAUUCAAAUCUACAGAACCAAAUCACUAAGUUGCAAGAUAUUGUUGAAGCUAAAAAUUCAAACCCCCACUCGAGUGAUGAAGCCACGGUGAUGGGCAUACUAAAGCGACUAACUCGACAAUCCGGCUCCUCUCAAAGUGCUACUGAUCUACUUGCUGAUGCUCUGGCAGAACUAAUUGAAAAGAAACUCUACACUAUAAUGGAGUGUACUAGAAAUGACGCCGAUAAUUUAACAGACUGUUCGCUCAAGCCAGGCCCAAAGGGGAAUAAGGGAGGCCUGGGUGAUCAAGGCCCUCAGGGAAUAAACGGAGAAUCUGGGGUCAAAGGACACAUUGGCUACCCUGGUCAUAAAGGGGAGGUGGGUCCAAACGGUCCUAUCGGCGAUCCCGGCCCAAUGGGACACCGAGGGGUUAAAGGAGAUAUGGGUGAGAUCGGUAAACGAGGUGAUACUGGGGUUAAAGGUGAGCAAGGUUUGAAAGGACAUUAUGGAUUCCCUGGACACAAAGGCGAGAGUGGCGGGCCGGGUGCCAAGGGGGUUAAAGGAAUCGAGGCUUUGGAGGCGAUAAUGGAAGAAAGGAAUGACGGGGAAACAAGGUCCAUCGGGACCCUCUGAGACGUGUGGUGGUCCUGGAUGGAGGAAGGUGGCAUUCAUUGAUAUGACUAAUACUAGCCAAAACUGCCCUCAAGGACUAACACUGACUGGCUACUCAAAACGAUCAUGUGGUCGAACAAAUACAAAUCCAUACUCUUGUUCAUUAGUCACCUUUCCUGUUGGUGGGGGUCAAUACUACAGUCGAGUGUGUGGGAGAGCUAAGGCUUAUCACUGGGGGUACAUGCAUUCCUUUGUUGGGUAUACCAGAUAUUCAGGUGGUAUCAAUGCACAGUACGUUGAUGGACUAAGCUUCACUCAUGGAACACCCAGAACACACAUUUGGACAUUUGCAGCUGGUGGAUCUCAAGCAAACAAUAGUAAUACUUUAUAUGGAAUCCAUCGUUGUCCUUGUAACCCAGGCAACACCUACGGCUCCCCUCCAUUUGUUGUUAAUGACUAUUUCUGUGAGAGUGGUCUAAGCUCUCCUUCAGCAUAUGGACUUCACCUUCACACUGAUGAUCCACUCUGGGAUGGUCAAGGCUGUAUCCAUGGCAACCCGUGCUGUUCGUUGAACAAACCACCGUGGUUUACCAAAACACUAUCAACCCCCACAACUGAUGAUAUUGAAAUGAAACUAUGCUUACUUAAUUCUGCAGUACAUGCUGACAUUGCUCUUGAACAAAUGGAACUAUACGUCUACUGAUGAACUAGGGACACUGAACAUUGAUCUGACUCUGUUAAUUAG
Halichondria panicea is the source of this 1491-nucleotide messenger RNA. Its product is annotated as collagen alpha-1(XVII) chain-like. Bases 54 to 767 code for a protein of 237 amino acids. NCBI's taxonomy places the organism in Eukaryota, Metazoa, Porifera, Demospongiae, Suberitida, Halichondriidae. The record is from RefSeq and is a predicted model, not a curated record. The transcript has a single exon.